UGCUCACGAGCCUCCGCUCGCCUGCCCUCGCCUCUCUACCGCCUUCCUCUGGCGCACGCGAGUUCAGGCUUUUUUUCUAUUUUUUUUUUGUCGCCUUUCGGGAACUUAUUGACUAUAUAACCGGUCAGCGGUGAUUGACUCGUGAGACGACGGCGACAGUGGGUGUGUGACGUGGACACGUCGCCAGUGUGAGUGCAGCAGUGUCGUUGGUGUGUGAGCACGGACGUAGCUCCAGCUACAAUGAGCGACUACUUCAGCCUGUCAGACUGCGAUGUUAUCGGCUUCGACCUGGACCACACGCUCUGCCGCUACCGUCUGAAGGAGAUCUCCAGGCUCAUCUAUGAGAGCUUUGCCAGGUUUCUGGUGGAACACAAAGGCUACGACAAGGACCUGCUGAACCUCACUCCUGCUACCUGGGAUUUCUGCUUCAAAGGACUUGUGGUGGAUCUGGAGGAGGGAAACCUGGUGAAACUGGCUGAAGAUGGCACUGUCUUGCGAGCGACACACGGAACCAAUGACCUCAGCACAGAGGAGAUCAUCAAACGUUAUGGGCCUAAAAGGGAGUGGAAGCACUUCAACAGUCUCAACACCUCCUUCACCAGAUCUGCAAAGUACUAUUUCUAUGACAACUACUUUGAUCUACCUGGUGCUCUUCUCUGUGGAAGAGUUGUGGAUAUGUUGCACAAGCGAGGAAAUGAGGUGAAUCCCGACUUUUGGAAAGACAUAGUUGCUGCCAUCGACCACAAUUACAACACGUCUGCAUUCAAAGACGACACAGGGACAUAUUUCCCCGGUGUGAAGAGAGAACCAGGCCGGUACCUGCAGCCGUGCUCGGACUCUGUAAAGACUUGGCUGCAAAGCAUGAAGAAUGCCGGGAAGAUCCUCCUCCUCAUCACCAGCUCUCACAGCGACUACUGCAGGCUCAUCUGUGAACACGUCCUGGGGAAGGAUUUCGAGGAGCUGUUUGACGUCAUCAUCACAAACGCCCUCAAGCCCGGUUUCUUCUCGCUGGUGCCCCAGCAGAGGCCCUUCAGGACCUUGGUGAACGACGUGGAGGAGAAAGAGGGCCUGCCUUCGUUGGACAAACCCGGCUGGUACUCUCAGGGCAACUGGCCCCACCUCCGCGAGCUGCUGACAACCAUGACGGGCAAACCGGAGCCAAAGGUGGUGUAUUUUGGAGACAGCAUGAGGUCAGACAUGUUCCCCGCCAGCAGCUUCGGGAAGUGGGAAACAGUGAUGAUAGUGGAGGAAAUGGAGGGGGAGGGGAUCCAGAAGAGCGACGCGGCGAUGUCUAAUGAGGCCCAAGUGGAGCCGCUGGAGAAGAAGGGAAAGUUUGAGGAGCAGGGCAUGAAGUCACCCUCUGCCGUGUCCAACCAGUGGGGCUCGUACUUUGUCGACGUAUACAGAAGUGGAGGAGAAGACGAGGAGAGCCAGAAACUGACCUGGUGCAGCCAGUGCAUUCACAAAUACAGCACUAUGGCCAUUCCUAGUGUUGAGCACAUAGCAGAUCUCCCUCUGGAUUUCAAGUUCCCCAGGUUUUCUCCUGACAAGCCCUACACCACCGGCUACUACCCCCGGCCCCCGGAUUCUUUGCUGAAGUGGUGCGAGAGUCUGUCAAAAGAAGUAAAACAAAAAAAAAAGAGAAAAAAAAGGAAAACGGUUUGAGAGAAAGAAAGAAAAAAAAAAACAAGUCCUCCCUUACCCCUCUGCCUCAGGAGAGGAAUGUGCCUCCAUAUUUGCCUGUAGUUUCCCACCUGACCCCCCCCCACCACCACCAUCUGUGGAGCACAGGAAGCAUAACCUCCUCACCCAUUCAGAGAAGCCACAGUAUCUCUGUAAUAACGCCUGAACGUUGUUUCGUGGUUUAGUGACAAAAAUAAGUGUGCGUGUCUGCAUACAGUAAUAAUAAGAGAUGUCGUGUUAAAUGUUAUUUUUUAUGGUUGAUUGUGUUUCAAAACCUUUCUGGGGGAUAAAAGGGAACCUCUUCUUUCCCCUUAAGUGAUUACCUCAAGAACGUUAUCGACAGUCACAGUGUCUGUCCCUCAUUGUGGCUGAAUUUAUGUUUAACACCCCUGACAUCUCCUUUUUUUUUUUAAAUAAAAUAAAACAAUAUUUCCUUUGACUGUAUGAUUGACUCACCUUAAAGGGAUUGUUGAAGGCCACCACUUAACUAUAGGCUCACCCAAUCACAUUUUAGACCAGUUAAUGUCUUUGAUAUCACCGUUAGGCAUCCUUCUUCUUGACCGCUCACUCUCCCACACCAAAGUCCAUUGAGAAAAUCAGUGAUUUCAGCUAAUAGAGCUGCGGGUCUCCUGCUACGUCAUUUGGUAAGUUUGUUUCAGUGAUGUACUAAACCCUCACAAAGAAUCAAACCCUGAAUCAACAAUAUAACAUAAUCCAACCUAAUGAUGGACACAGCUGAAAUCUGUGAUUUUCUCUGUGGAAUUUGGUGCAGGAAAGUGAGCACUUUUCCACUUUUACACAAAGGAAAAGACUGUGUAAAGUCAUCCUCUUAUUGUGGCAUAAAUUCUGUUGUGUGA
This is a messenger RNA of Solea senegalensis (Senegalese sole), 2540 nucleotides long. RefSeq names its product 5'-nucleotidase domain containing 1 (gene nt5dc1). Bases 241 to 1665 code for a protein of 474 amino acids. Gene Ontology annotation, molecular function: 5'-nucleotidase activity. Lineage: Eukaryota; Metazoa; Chordata; Actinopteri; Pleuronectiformes; Soleidae. The record is from RefSeq and is a predicted model, not a curated record. The transcript has 12 exons.